This is a messenger RNA of Paramuricea clavata, 12163 nucleotides long. The record is from the annotation of a GenBank genome assembly. NCBI's taxonomy places the organism in Eukaryota, Metazoa, Cnidaria, Anthozoa, Malacalcyonacea, Plexauridae.
CCCGACUCCCGAGCGUGUUCCGAUGAUACUUUCUCAGCACAUGUGGUAAUUCCAAAAUGGCUGCCAGUGUAUCGAGUUUUUUAAACAGAAUUGCCUCGUUAGGUCUCGGUGUAGCAGUUGUAGGGGGAGUUGUUAAUACCGCACUGUAUAAUGGUGAGUACUUUACAGCCUUGGGUUUGUUUGAAAUAUGAAAUUUUGAUUUUUGAAACUGUACAAAAAUUCAACACACGCAUAUUUCUGGUAGUAUAAAACAUUAGUAUUUGUAUAUUAAAAGUGGAAUAUCGUGCCUCUCUAUUGUGUGAGAUUUAGAUUAAACUUCAGUAUUAGCUAACGUCUUCUGUAAAACAAUUCGUAAAAUACAUUGUAAAUGAAUUUCUGAUCAAAUACAAGGACAUAGAUUUUGAACAGUCAAAUUUGUGUAUUGAAUAUGAUGCAAUCUUUGUGUCAUUAAAUUAAUCUGAGCUUUGUAGUUAACCACUUUAUUACUUUACUCUGUCCAAUGCUAGAUGGCUUUGCUUGUCAAGGGGGAGAGCCAGACUGCAGAGUUGGUCAAAGUAGCGCUCAAGAUUUUUUUAGGGAAACGUUUAUUAUUUUCAUCCAGACAAGAAGGAUGAAAUUUAUCAUUAUAGCUCAAAAGAACAUCCUUAAAUUAGUAAAACUGCCAAAUUUGGUUGUAAAAUGUUGUAAAAUAUGGAAAAUAUAGCCCUUUGAAAUUAGCAAAUUUUGAGUAUGUUGGUAUUACGCGCGGAAAAAUGCACCACUUUUGAGCAAAAAGUUGUGCAUUUUUCCGUUCAUAAUACUAAAAUACUAAAAAUUUGCUAAUUUCACAUGGCUAUAUUUUCCGUAUUUUACAGCAUUGGGUCCAGUGCCGUAGCUAGCAUGUAUAGCUGGGGGGGUGUAGGCCAAAAAUUUCCGAAUGACGAAGAAAAUUUCCGAAUAUUUCAUGGCGUACGAAGCUGGCAUAUGAAGAUAGAGGAAAAUUUUUUUUUCAAUCGAAAAUUUUGGGCUACCUCCCCCCCGCCGCCAAAAAAAUUUGGACAUACCAAAUGUCAAAUAUUAGCUAUAAGUUGCCUGAAUCUCAUUAUUUUCGUACAAAAAGCAUAUACUAUUAUUGCCGUAAUUUUCCGAAUGGCCAACACGAUUUUCCGAAUAUGUUAAUUCUACAAAAGUUGGGGGGGUUAACCACUCCCCCCCCAAUACCCCCCUCGCUACGGCCCUGAUUGGGUCAUUCCAGAAAACAUCCAUACCACGGUAGGAAGUUAAUCCCCCUACCCCCUUCGGAUAUCCUAAUACAUUUACUAUUAUCAGAAACAAUUUUUUCUCCCCGUCCCCAAACAAAAUUUAGUCUGUAGGAGUAUAGCUGGAAUCCUCCAUUUUCAAACUCAAAAUCUGCCCCAGAUCUCUACAUUGUGUUUCAUACCUAUUUGGUGACUUUUGUGCCCUGACUGUCUUGAUGUGCCCUUGGAAACUGUUCCAUGCCCAUGCCCCUAGAUGCUUAGGUUUUGCGCUUCCGAGAUCUCAUUGAAAACUACUCAACUCUGCAGUCUGUGCAGACCUGCCAACUCUCUCGACAUAGCUGGGAGUCUAUGUGAUCUCCCGGUAGUGAAAAAUUUCUCCCGGUAUUGGCAACUGGCAAUUAUCCCGAUUUCUGAUGAAAUAUCAAUGCACAGCAAAUAAUUGAAGUGUUUGUUUGUUUGUUUGUUAAAACACAUUUUCAUGUUGUGUUUUCAGUCCAAGAUAGUGCCCAAUUUAACAUUAAGGGGUUUGUUGUGCUGCGAGUGUAGCUAGGAGUUUGAAAGAGAUGCUAAUCUGAUUGCUCUAAUGAAAAAGGCUUUGAUUGGUUUUCUCCCUCUAAACAGCCAAUUCUCCCUAUAUACCAGUUGCUAAGGUUGGCAGGUCUGGUCUGUUGGGAGAGUCAUGGACAUUUUAUAGUGUGCUCAGGAGUGGAUUUAUAGGGGGGUGCGCAUCCCUGUUGGCCUUGGUCAACAAGGUUGCAAUGGGGCUGCAAAAAAUCAAAUUCAGAAAUGUGGCAUAAUUUCCAAGGUUUUUCCUUUUUUGAAGUCAAACUAAAGCUCAUAUUGCAGGAAGUGGCAUUUCUAGGGUUCUAAUUUUCUGAAUCUUUUGGGGGGCAUACCCCUGGACCCAUUAGGGAGCUUGCGCCUUUGGCGCUCGAGUCGUUAGGAAGCCAAUUCAUUUGAAUGCUUUCCCACCACCCUCUAAAGGAUUAUAAAGAAGCACUCGGUUGCUCACCCAGCACACCCCCCCCCCCCUAGAAAAACCUUGCUGGAUCCACCCCUGAGUGUACUCAGUGUUUAAUUUAAAAUAGCAGCCACCGGCAUUUUCACAACACUAGCCAGCAACUUUUAAAUUAGCAACAACAACUUUUUGUGAAUUCAUUGAUCUAUAUAAUGAAUUUAUAGGUUUUAAAUGAAAAAGAUGCCACAGUCCUGACAUAAAAAGAUUGCGUUAAGCAUUCUGGUAGCUAUGAAUAGAAUUCCAAAAUUUUGCUCCGUCGUACAUGAAACUAUUUUUCAUGUUAUUAGAACGAGGUUUUGGUAAACAAAGACCAGUUGAAAUGUCCCGAAGGCGAUAGUUUGUUUUCUCACAUUUACUGUAUAUGAAAAUAGAUUUGUGAGUGAUUUGGGACCCAUUUUAUUUAAUACUAGUACAUCAUUUUUAGUUUAGCUUUCUUCCUUAAUGUUUUGAGUGGUGAUUCGUAUUCAAGAUCGUAUUCAAGAUAAUUCUAGCAGCUCUAUUUUGCAGUAUUUCUCCUUAUAUUUUUCAGAUGUUAGGGAUGCAACUAUCUGAAAAAUAUAAGGAGAAUUCAACAUUUUUCAGGUAGUUGCUUCUCUACCAACGAAAGCUUGUUUAUAUUGAAUAAAAAUGAUUACUAAAUACAAUUUAAGCUAAAGUUAGCAAUAUAGCAGCAAUAUAUGAUUCUGUACAAUGCAUGCCAAUGAUGCCUCAACAUACGCAUUUUGUACAAUCUGUUUUAUUCUGUGUGGGAUUCUUUACAGCCAGGGACGCCGGAACGAUAAAAAGGCAAAGGGGGGGCAGACGCACACCAAAGGGCACCUCUAUAGAUCAAAAUUUCGAAAUUUACCUGAAAAAUUUUUUUUACAUGGAAAUUUUUUUUGGGCGAUCUCCCCCCCACCCCCCGUCGCCAAAAUUUUUCGUGACGUAAAAAAAUUUUUCCGGAUAUCAGCAAUUUUCUCCAUUUAUCAAAAAUUUUUUUCUAAAAUCCAAAAAUUUUCUAAAAUUUUUGUAAAUUAACCUAAUUCUUUUCCAAAUUCACACUUAUUUUUGUAAAUUAACUUUCUCUGGGCCUAUAAAUUACAGCUCUAUUGAUAACUAUUAUUAAACAAUUAGAAUUAAUAGUUAUAACUGUACACUAAACAACAAAGCCAAUCGACAUGAUUAAUUGAAAUCGACAUGAUUAAUUGAUUAUCUUAGAAAAAAAGUAUCUAGUGUCUGUUAAAUGGCACAACUCCGGAUAUAGCAUGUUUAUUCGUUUCAUCAAGUGACCCAUGUUCCAACAGACUUGCAUAACUUAGAGCCUUUGGAGUAAUGGGCACCGAAACCCCUUUCAGGGAUGGAUUUACUGGGGGGGGGGGUGCGGGGGGAUGCGCACCCCCCCCCUAGCCAUGGCCAGGGGGGGUGCUAUUUUUCAUGAUAAAGCAAAAAAUUAUUAGAGACAAAAUGAGAUUCAGUAAUUUGAGCAAUAACAUGAUGAUAUUAAAGCGAACUGUGAACAACAAUUACAAUUCAAAUACUGUAGUCAAGCAAGACUUUGCAGAAGUGGAACAGGUUGCUAGACGGGUAAAGUCACUAACCAAUUGCAACGUACUCGUCCGGAAAAAUUUUUUGCCUAUAAAGUUGUCGACGGGGGGGGGGGAGGUCAUUGCUCUCCGGAAAAAAAUUUUUCCGGAAAAAAUUUUUAAAUAGGGCUCCCUAAAAAAAUUUGCACCCCCCCUACCAGAUCAUGCUGGAUCCAUCCCUGACCCCUUUGGCAUCCUGGGGCUGGUUGUAUAAAACUCUUAAUCACUUUUUUAAUCACUAUCUUGUAGUUAAAUAGUGAUUAACUCGCAAAUACGUGCUUCUUAUUGGAUGACGUUUCCACUAACUAUUGUUAACUUUAAUCACUUUUUUAUACAACCGACCCCUGCAUGGUGUUUAACCCCCCCCCCCAAUAUUUUGUGAAGUGUCUGCCACUGAAUACAAGCAACAAAGAUAUAAAACCUAUGUAUUUUUCUGUUUAUUAUAUAAACAAAAUUCAGUGAAAAACAAUGAAACGUCCGUGGCAAUGCGUUUUACAACAAAUGAUAUUUUCACACGUAAAAAUAUCGUAUUUUUUACGUGUGUUUAAAUACGAUUUUCUCAGUGGCCAAAAACUCCAUAUAACACUUAUGUUUAUAUAAUAAAGCUACAUAUAUAACAGAACCGGCCAUUAAAUAAUUGUUCUUUCAGCAAGUUUUGCCCAUUGCAGUUUAAGUGCAAUGAUGAACAGUAUAUUUUACUAUAAUAUACACUACAUUAUGCAUAUUUUAAUUUUUCCAGUCUCAAUAAUACAAUAUUACUGUAUGAUGCAACUGCACCCAACACAGAAUGCAUAAUUUGGAUGCACACUCUGCAGUAGAAACCAGGGCCGCCGAGAGCUUGGCGGGGGCCCGGGGCAAUUUUUUUUAGAGGCCCCUAUUUCAAAUUUUUUUCCGGAAAAAAAUUUUUCGGACAACAACCCCCCCCCCCCGUUUUUCCGGACGAGUACGAUGUGAUUGCUUUUCAGCGAUUUUUCAUACCAAAUUUCGUUACUUUGCCCAAAAAACCAAAUAUCUUGCCCUUUGCGCGGAAAUAUUUCUUCCAAAAAAAUGACUGGGGCCCAACAAAAAAUUUCUGGGGGUGCGGAGCAAUUUGCCCCCUCCCUCUCGGCGGUCCUGGUCUACGGUACUAUUGAUUUCCUCUUAUAUCAGUACACUUAUGUCAGUUUAUGCCCAUUCUAUAAACAGUAUUUGAAACUGACAACACCAGUGGCAAUCUAUAUUUUAUAAUCCCCUAGUCAUGAAUAUCUGUUGUUUUUCAAUAGUUGAAGGUGGUCAUAGGGCGGUGAUAUUUGACCGUUUUCAAGGAGUCAAGGAUGAAGUUACUGAUGAAGGAACACAUUUUCUUAUUCCUUGGGUACAAAGACCAAUUAUAUUUGAUAUCCGUAGUCGACCAAGAAAUGUCCCUGUUACAACUGGUAGCAAAGGUAUUUAUUAAUGUCUCACCUAACUGUCUCAGCCGGAAAAUUCGGCCAGAACCAUAACUGAAUUUGUUUAACCGUUUAUGGUUAUACAAGUUACUUUAUCGGCUGUCAACCUUAAGAAGUUGGAAUAUAUUGGCAUUGAUGUACAUAUACUGCAUAUCUGGAGCAAGAAUUCAAGUCCAAAAAGUGAAGCCAAUAUUAGUAUAGUUUAAUGUACAAUUUUAUGUAAUACAUGGCCAAUAGGACAGAAGGCCCAGUGUAUGUAAGAUUAGCUCUGCCAAACUGGUUUCUAUUGAGUAUUGUUACUAUUGUACCUUCUUUAAAUAAAGUUUGUUAUUAUUAAAAGUGAAGCCCAGGGCCGGUUGUACAUGAAGCCCGUUCAGCUUAAACGGUGGUUAAGCUCAAAAUAGAAAGCAAGUCUAUAGAUUCUUAUGAAGUUUUUUAGCGGACAAAAUAUCUCAAAUGUAUCAAUCGAGUUUAUGCGCUAUAAAUUGAUGUUAUGUACUGUACAUUGAUGUUAUGUGCAAAUACAUCAAUGUCAUAAACCGAUACAACUAAAAGAUAAACCAAUACAACUAAAAGAUAAACCAAUACAACUAAAAGAUAAACCAAUACAACUAAAAGAUAAACCGAUACAACUAAAAGAUAAACCAAUACAACUAAAAGAUAAACCGAUACAACUAAAAGAUAAACCAAUACAACUAAAAGAUGAGGAAACGGAAGUAAAUAGAAAUAAAAGAUGAGGAAACGGAAGUAAAUACAACCAAAAGAUGAGGAAGCGGAAGUGCCGACAUACAACAAUGGCGUCUCCUUGGACCACGCAUUUGGCUUCCUAAUACAGAAAACUUUUUUCGUGAAUUGGUUGAUUUAAUAAGAAAUGCUGAACAAAGUCGCAAUCAUUGUGACUCGCCAGACUUUUGUUGUCGUAGAUUAGAAGAGUAUGAACGCACAUUGAGUGUUUUAACAAUAAGAAUCACCGAAUCAUACACACAUUAUCUAUACACAGUCACACAGACCCAUUAUUUGGUACAGACGAUGUGAACUGCUGCACUGGACCACCUUGUGAUACUGCGUUUUCUUCACGUGUUUGCGAAGAAUACUGUAAAUUGGUCACCGCGCUAAAGAUUGACUGAACAUUUGGUACUCUGCCCUGUUUCUCUUCUGCCAUGUUUUAUGUUUUUCAAUAUGCAUUAUUGUAUUCACUAGCUUGGCGCCACUUGGCACGCGCGAUUUUGCCGAGCUAGUCGCUCUACUUCCGUUUUUCCAAUUUACUUCCGCUUCCUCAUCUUUUAUUUGUAUUUACUUCCGUUUCCUCAUCCUUUAUUUGUAUUUACUUCCGUUUCCUCAUCCUUUAUUUGUAUUUACUUCCGUUUCCUCAUCUUUUAGUUGUAUUGGUUUAUCUUUUAGUUGUAUCGGUUUAUGACAUUGAUGUAUUUGCGCAUAACAUCAACGUAUAGCACAUAACAUCAAUUUAUAGCGCAUGAACUCGAUUGAUAGAUUUCAGAUAUUUUGUUCGCUAAAAAACUUCAUAGAUUCAUUUAGCAACCAAACUAAAAGUUUUGAACCUUAAAGGGAAAUGGCAAUAUUUUUUUUUAUUUUCCCAUUUGAAAGAACAAUUAAAACUAUUAAAUAACUUUUUUUACCGAUUCUUCAUAUCCCCCUUAGUUUUUGAAAUAUUUUCACUUGAAGUAAUGAGAUGUCAGCCAUCUUGGAUAAUUUUUUUAGCUCAUUAACGGUAGUUUUGGUGACGUCACAACAGGGAUUAACCAUAUAAAAGUAUUCGUUGCUGCCAAAUAUUGAUUGGUAGAUGUUUUAAAGGUUUCAAGUGAUCUUGAUAUUUCCAAGGGCAUACAGAGUAUAAUUUUCAGUGCAAAAUGAGUAGUGGUUGUCUAGAAAAAAAUAUUGCGUGACCCCUGUUGUGACAACAUGCAUAUCCACAAAAAUCCAAGAUGGCGGACAUUUCAUUUCUUUCGAUUAAAAUAUUUGUAGAAGUAAGCAAGAUAUGAAAAAACGGUAAAAAAGUUUUCUAUAUGGUUUUAAAUGUUCUUUCAAACGAGAAAAUAAAAAAAUAUAUUGCCAUUUCCCUUUAAUACAACGAUAAUGUUUACAACUACAUAUUCAGUGCACAAUAUUUAAGUUGACUGAUUCACGAGAAAUACGAGAGUCAUCCACCGUUGAGCUAAACGUGCUUGAUACAACCGGCCCCAGAUUGGUAGAAACUGAAUAGCCUACGAACAGGCUCUGCGAACAGGCUCUCUUUGAAUUCUCUUUGAAAUUCAAUUCAAAGAGCAGGCUCUAAUUCAAUUCAAAGAGCCUGUUCGCAGGCUAGAAAUUGAAGAGCUAUUGGACGUCAGUUCCAAUCUCUUUCUAUUGUUUUUGUUUGCAUGGUUAUUAACACAAGGCAGGCAAAGAGUGUGCUGGAAUUUUGUAUUUUGACAUCGAUUUAAAGAAUAACAUGGUUUUAUGAAUACGGUCUGGAAAAAUGGUAUUAAAACUGUUUACAACCUUUGUAGCUAUUGGACGUCAAUUUCUGCCUCCUAGGCAGUUAGGCUUCACUUUUCUCGUUCAUGUACAGGUGUAUGCACCACAGAAUAUCACAGUACCACAGAAUACCAGUUUUUUUAUUUAUUUUAUAAAUAAUACGUUAUUUUUGUGAAUAUAUAUUAGUUUUAGUCUCAGUGGUAUUCGGUUUGCUAUACGCAGACGAAAACCUGAUCUCAACCACGGUCCGAAAGCUUCCAAAGAGCUCCUCAUAUUUCCUCCAAUUAAUUUCCCUCUUUUCACAAAAAUGUGGUUUGUUUAACGUUUGUUUGUCUUAAUUAAUCAUAUCUAGUCACGUUAAAGAUAGUUUUAAACUACCGUAUGUAUUACGUCUUUGUUUGACAAACGAACCCAGUACAAUCAUACUGUAACUAAAACCUUUCUUUUAGAUUUACAGAACGUGAACAUCACCCUGAGGAUAUUAUUCCGACCAGAAGCCAAGAGAUUACCAGGAAUAUUUAUGAGUCUUGGCGAAGAUUAUGACGAGAGAGUGUUACCAUCCAUUACGACAGAGGUGUUGAAAGCCAUUGUGGUCAGUAUACUAUAUAUAAUCUUCCGUAUUUACCAAAUUGAAUACCAAAUAUUCAGUACCAGUACUGUAGGAUUACCAAAUGAAUAAUAUCAGAGGAAUUACCAAUACUUUCACAGUAGUAUUUGAGCCUGCGAUAUUUUGCAUUAAAUUGUCUUGUUAUUCAUUUCAUAUCGAGGAAAUUGGUUAGUCAACCCCCCACCUACCCCUACUCCCUUCGGACGUCCUAAUACACUUGCUGUUAUCAAAAAAAUUUUCCUUCCCUUCCGGACGGCAAAAAUCUCCUCCGUAGGGAGAGUGUGGAUCUUUUUAGGAACAACCCAUCAUUUUAGGAAUACAUGCCGAUAUGGAUUUUGUAAUUAGCCGUUUCCCAAUUGAGCAGGGGACUGGGUCUAGUUGAUGUUUGGAGGGACGUUUGGAGAGACAUAUUAAAAGAUGCCUUAUUAUAAUUAUUGCGUUUCAGGCUGCACAAAUAACUUUAGGAAUGUAGGAAAACUUCCUAGCCAUAUUCAGCAUAUUGUUUAUUUUUGUCCUCCAAACAAGUGACUAGACCCAGUCCUCUGCUCGAUUAGGAAAUGGCUAAGGGAGUGUUCAUUAUUUAUACCCGGGGUUGGUACCGAAGAGAAACUAAUCGAAAAGAGAAAAAAACAACCACCCACCCUUUCAGUCAACCAUUUUUUCCCCUACCCAACUAUUGCAUGACUUGGAUUUUUAUUUUACCCAACCCAAUUUCAAAAUUAUACAAGUAUUUUACAUAUAUACAUAUAUAUUAUUAUACAAGCUAGGCCACUAUAGUAUAAACAGUACUAUGCAAAUGCACUAACUGAAUGUCAAAUAUAUUCACUGAAUGUCAAAUAUAUUGGUGCACUAACUGAAUGUCAAAUAUAAUCAUUUGUACCUUCACAAGUUCAUAUUAUGUUCCCACGCCUCCAACUUCCUGCAGUCCUACCAUAUCUCGUUGUUAUAAUCAUAGGGGAUGGGGAGUUGGAGUUUAGUUUUCUAUGUCGGGAAUGAAUGGAUAAAUCCUGGAACGACCCAUUUUGUUAAAUAAAGGAUUUUCAUAUUUUGUUCAAUUCAAGGUUGUAUUGAAAAUAAUUUACCCAACCAUAGGCUUUGUUCAAAAAAUAUUUACCCAACCCUUCAUACCCCAGAAAAUUGGCUUACCCAACCCAUUUCUCUUCGGUACCAACCCCGGGUAUAAAUAAUGAACACUCCCUAUUGGGCAUUUCUUUGUUGUAAACAUUACAUUUGAGACAAAAUAAUAUGGGUAUUUUUCAAUAUACAGUACCUUGAAUGGAAAAAACUGUUUGAUAAUAAUGCUAUUUGUAGCCGCUGUACAUUGUAGUAAAAGAAAACUGACACUGGUCCAGGGCUCGAAAUAACGGCCGAUCAAUGAUCGGUAGGAAAUUGUUUUUGAUCGGUGAAGAAUCAACGUUGCCGUUCACCUUGAUCGGCAAGAAAUAUAUUUGAGCAUUGUCUAAAAGACAUGCUUACCUGUACACGGUAAAAGACAAAUAAAAGUAAACAUAAAACACAUUUAAAAACACGCGAAAAGCUCUUAUUUAGUUGAUACGAGUCAUACGACAGGAAAGGCAGCAGUACUAUUCUCGCUCUAAAGUAAUUAAUUUACUUUUAUUAAAACAAAUUUACACGAAAUAUUGUCGUCUUUUCAACAGUAACAGUCUGCAAUCCGAACCGCUGACGACGAACGUAUCUUUGUAUAAUAAUUUCAAAUUGAUAGGAUUUUUUGAGUAGGAUUUUCUCUUUUAAUAUAAAAUAAUACGUUUUAGUUCUUAAUUGAUAAUGCUGCUGUGUUUCUUGCUUUUGUGUGAAAAAAUGCAAUGGUAUAAUUAAAACUGUGUGUUAAACUAAAGUGUUAUAAUAAAAUAAAGUUUAUUAAGUCCACAAAUGUCAUAGAUUUAAACUUCAAUUUGAAAUAAAGUUAAACUUCAAAUGUGUAUUCAAUGCCCACUGGCAUAUUUAGAAUUUUUUGAAGGAAAUGAGGGUAAAUGCUCCUGAUCGGCCAGAUUUUUAUUUGAUCGGCAAAAAGUCCUCAUCGCCGAUCACCAUGAUCGGGAACGUUAUUUCGAGCCCUGCUGGUACACUCCCAAGUGUUUUCACUUCGUCUUAAAUUGUAGUACGAAUACUUUACAUAUUCAUAUCAGAUCUAGGCCUGGCCCGGUUUCGUAGGACAGUUCGAAAUCAGCAUUUCAAUAAAACGUGCAAUACUAUAUAGUUUUUGUUUUUAUUGAAGUUUCCUGGUUUAAUUGUUUGAGUUUUCCUCAGCUCUCACGUGGAAUUGCCGAAUUUUAUUUAUUAUUCAUACAAUCAUACAAAAAUAUAACAAUAAUUGAAGGUAUGGUCAAUGCUACCUUUGUAGGCUCAGUUUGAUGCCAGUGAACUGAUCACACAGAGAGAAGUGGUAAUUAUUUUCAAAUGUUUUCUUCUUUCAUCAGGCAUUGAGUACAGUAAAAGAACAAAGACAGCAUUUGAAUGGACCUUUAACCUUAUAACUAAAAUUUUGAUCUAGACACAAAUUUCAUCACAGCUUGAAAGAGCAUCACAAAAUUAGUAAUAUCCCGAAGUUUUGUUGCGAAAUGUUGUAAAAUGCGGAUAAUAUAGCCCUGCGAAAUUUGCAAUUUUCAGUAAUUUUGUAUUACAAACGGGAAAUUGAUACCCCAACACCCGAUUGGGGGUAUCAAUUUCCCGUUUGUAAUACAAAAUUACUGAAAAACGGCAAACUUGGUAGGGCUAUAUUAUCCGCAUUUUACAACAUUUCGUAACAAAAACUUUGGAAUAUUACUAAUUUUGUGAUGCUCUUUCAAGCUGGGAUGAAAUUUUUGUCUAGAUCAAAAUUUUAGUUAUAUAAGGUUAAAGUAUUAGUGUCAGGGUCAUGCAUUGAGGCCUUUUGUUAUUGUUUACAUUUUACUCAAAUACAACAAAUAGCAAUAAAAAUACCUUGUUUUGUACAUUUCUGAUAAAAAUCAGACAAAAAGAGCAAUCAUUAUAAAAGGAUGGUUUAAAUAUAAGUUAGAGUUAUAAACCGAGAAGGAGGUUUUAUAUAACUGAUAUAUUGCCCCUGAGGACGCGCAGCGUCCGAGGGCAAUAGGCCUAUAUCAGUUAUAAACCGACUUUCGAGGUUUAUAACUAACUUAUAUCUCAUUUGUGGAGGUUUUCUAACAUAUUUUGUCAUUUUCAAAAAUUUUUGAUGAAAAAUUCUCGCGUUUAUAAACCUCGGACGAUCAAAGAAAACCGACACAAAUGAGAUAUAAGACGGAUUGUAAACACUUUCCAGGCUCGCCAAGAGGAGUUUGAGCCCGCGAAUUCCUGGUGUGACACUAAUCCUUUAAAGGUCCAUUUAAUGAAUUCGCCAAUGAAUAUUUGCAUUUUCAAUGACAGAUGAAGGACACAGAACCAUUAGUCCCAAUUGAAAUCUUACUGUACAUACAGUAGUAGAGAUGAGCCAUAGAGAUAUUCAGGGUAGUCAUUAUACACUAAUUCCUGGAAUCUGCUUGAGUGCGCACGAAAUAAUUUCUAUAUAAGUAUAAUAUUUUCCAAUUUUGUCAAAGUUUACAUAAUGUUGAAUCAGAAUAUUGAACAUCCAAAUUUGGGAUGAAUUAGUCUCAAGGAGGGAUACCAGAUUAGUAUAGUUGCAUGUAUUCACUUGGGGACAAAAAAUUGUAGAUCUAUAGAUAAUUCCUAGGUUAAUCCCUUCGUUAUGAUUGCUCAUUAUGUCAACUGCAUGUGUUAUUAUUAACUAUUUGUUGCUUUGAUUUUAGGUUUCGUACAAAGUUCGAGAAGCUCUGGUUGAACGUGGAAGAUCAUUUGGUCUAAUACUUGAUGAUAUAUCAAUU